GUUGAUGACUAGACAGACGAGACAGUAGCGGUGCCCGUUCGUUCGCUCAGUGAUUAGCUGUAUCUUGACCGCGACGCAAGUGUUCGGUUCCGCGUUUGUGAAUCGUAUCCGCGACCCGGGUUGUGUUUUGUAUGGUUUUCUUGCUGUUUUUCCUAUUAUAGUUACACACUAAAUGCGAACGAUUCACAAGUGUGCGUGCAUAGGAAUUUUGAUGAACAAGAAGGGUGGCAGUGGUUGAACGCGAUUUCGAGUUGACGUGAAAAAUUAUUGACGUUCGCAAGGUGAUUGGAAGAUUUUUUUAUCAACGUGUGUUCUAUAAUUUCUAAAAAUACAGUGGUGCGCAGUUUUUCGAAUGAUGAUUUUAGAACCUCAGUGACGAACAUCGGUCAACAACUAAAGUGAAAAUAUUUGGAUAUAGAAUCGCUGCAUAAAUUAAAAGUGAGGUUCGUUUUACUGUUUACAUAGCUAUUCAGUUUAUUUUGUUGGAUUGUAGAGAUUUCUGUCAACGUCUUCAACAAUACGACUCAAGCACAGAUAAAUUGCAGUUGGAACGGACUUGGUACAAUUCCGCACACGGGGGGAGCGUUCGGUUAUGUAGCCCCAUAAUGGUUGUCUGUGACUAAAGAUAUCUCUCCUCGUUUGAGCUGAACCCGUAAACAUAAACUUCACACCGCGGUCAGAGGCUCCCUGACCGAGAGGAGCCAUUAGCCGCUUGGCGGCAAUCCACUGAAAGCACGUUCAAUUUAGUUCUGCUACUUUUUUUUGUUCGCUUCAUAACUUAGUGGCAAUAGGUUGAACGCCUUAACGACGUCACCAUCGUCAGCAUCGUCACCAUCAGUCCGAACGUAGUAGCACUAACAACAAUGUCACAUCACAGCGAUGAUCAGCUCCUGCAGGCGGGAAGCGACUCCUUUUGGGAACCGGGAAACUACAAGCGAACUACCAAGCGGAUAGAGGAUGGAUACAGAUUAUGCACAGACCUGCAAACUCUAAUACAGGAACGAGCAGAAAUCGAGAAAGGAUACGCCAAAAGUCUGAAAACCUGGUCGAAAAAGUGGGGUGAACUGAUUGAGAAAGGACCAGAGUACGGUACAACUGAGGCGGCAUGGAAAGGUAUCCUCACCGAAGCGGAUCGACUAUCCGACCUGCACCUGAAAGUAAAGGAAAACCUCUGUACCGACGUAAUGCACCAAAUCAAAGCAUGGCAGAAAGAUAAUUACCACAAAACGAUGAUUCAAAUCAAGGAACGAAAGGAAAUGGAAGACCAGUUCAAAAAGGCUCAAAAACCAUGGGCGAAGCAUCUGACGAAAGUGGAAAAGUGCAAAGCGGAUUACCAUGCGUCUUGUAAGACGGAACGGACCGCUGCCAAUCAGGAACGCAACGCCUUGAGCGAUUCGUCCCUAUCAACGGAUCAGCUGAAAAAGCUGCAGGACCGAACGGCCCGUACCAAGGACGAUGUAAGCAAGAGUCGAGAACGGUACGAACAAGCCCUGCAGGAAAUCAACAAAUACAACCCAGUCUAUAUGGAGGAUAUGACUUCGGUGUUCAACAAGUGCCAAGAGAUGGAGGAGACCAGGUUACGCUUCUUCAAGAAUGUGCUAUUUUCGAUACACAAGUGUUUAAACAUCUCCGAGGAUCCAAGCUUACCGCAGAUCUACAAGGAGUUCCAUCACACCGUGAACAAUGCAGACCAUCUGAAGGACCUGAAAUGGUGGUCGAACAACCACGGCAUUCAUAUGGGUAUGAGUUGGCCGACGUUUGUGGAGUACACGGAAGAAUUCCGCGACAUUGCCAAGGGAAUCAAGUCGAAAGAAGCUUUACCCGCUGCGCCGAUAACGCUCAUUCAUCAGCGACCCGUUGCCGAAGAUUUGCAUGAGUACCCCCCGCCAGCCAGUAACAAGAACAGUAUAAACCGCACCUCCGCAUCACUCAGUAUUAACAAUUCUAGUAGCAAUGCCAACAAUGGUAGUUCACAGAGGGCCACCACUCCUAGUCAGGAAUCGCCCAAAUCGGAAAGCGCUUCGAUGAAGAACAACGAUGCGGUGACGACUCCGACGAGGACUUCGCCCUCACGUACGGUUGCUGGAGCUGCCGUUGUAACGAACGGCACCAAUGGCAAGGCCAGCGAUUCCCAGAAUCCGUUCGACGAGGAAGAGGAAUGGGACGAAGGUGAUGGAGCGGAUAACAUUCUGGUGGACAACGGCGAACCCGGUGUACCAGUUAAGGCGUUGUACGACUACGAAGGAGCUGAAAGCGACGAAUUGACGUUUAAGAUGGGUGACGUAUUCGAGAAACUGGAGGACGAAGACGAACAGGGUUGGUGCAAGGGACGUAAGGACGGUCGGGUAGGUUUGUAUCCUGCAAACUAUGUAGAAGCGAUAUCGACGUAAGUCACUUCUCGGAGUCACAGCUUCGGUGAAACCGAAGUGAGCAUUAUCGCCAGCCACAACAACGUUCAACGCUGAAAAGAAUGGGUCCGAAACUACAUGGUAUAGUAACCCACUAGCGGCGUUAUCAGAGCGGUGAUUGUUUGUUACGUUUUAUUUUAAAUUUACUACAGAGGCCAAUAUUGUUGUGAGAUAUAUUUGGCGUACAGUCGUGAGUUGUAGAGUCACUUUCUUUCCGACAAAGAAAUAAAUUUUACAAAGCCUUGUCUGCCUUAUUUCAUAAAAGUAUUUCAGUGGAGAACGUGUUCUCGGGUAGUUAAUCGAUUCCUAGUGUUGCUUUUGAGAGAUUCGAUAAUUGAAAAUAUAUGUUUAUGGGCUCCAUGGAAAAGGAACAAACAAGACUUGUCUCGGAGCUUUGUGUUGUUCCACGGUUAUUUGAGAAUAUGUAUCGUUAGUUUACAAAUAUCGAUAAUUGCUUCGAUAAUUUGUUUAUAUUUUUACCAAAUUAGAAUUUAACCAUCGACGUUAGGGAGGUUUGUAAAGAACGUGGAUAUAGAGGAAACCGAAGGCAGUUUUAAAGGUAAAAAUAUGCUCACCUAUAAAUACAUACACUUAGGAUCGUAAGUAAGCUAGGGCGUUAUGGACUGAAGCGGUUAUGCGAAUGCAAAUUGAGGUUUUUCAGAAAGGAUCUCCUGCCGUGAGGAGACCGGAGGAGUUGAACAUAGUCACGUUUGUUUAAAUGUAGAUUUAUGAACUUGAAGUGUAGAGUAUAUAU
This is a messenger RNA of Armigeres subalbatus, 3162 nucleotides long. RefSeq names its product protein kinase C and casein kinase substrate in neurons protein 1 (gene Synd). The transcript is spliced from 12 exons. NCBI's taxonomy places the organism in Eukaryota, Metazoa, Arthropoda, Insecta, Diptera, Culicidae. Gene Ontology annotation, cellular component: cytoplasm; endosome; plasma membrane. Gene Ontology annotation, biological process: plasma membrane tubulation; regulation of endocytosis; cytoskeleton organization. The record is from RefSeq and is a predicted model, not a curated record. The coding region runs from base 864 to 2390 and encodes 508 amino acids. Gene Ontology annotation, molecular function: protein binding; phospholipid binding.